UUGUAGCAGCGAGAGGACAGUCCAUACUAGCGUCAGGAGCAAUGCAGCACGUACUCACACUUCUUGUCUUAGCAAUCUCAGCGGCAACUGGCUCACCUUUGAGAACCACUGAAGAUGAGCAACCUGGGCCGUCACAGCUGCCGCUGGUGACUCUGGACGUCCUGAAGCACCUUGAACAACUGCCUCCUUCUCAACGCAUCGCGAAGCUCGAAAACCUGCAAAACGAACUGCACUUUGUUCCUCAGGCUGAGCCCGAGCACAGACCUCAGGAGAAGUGGUGGACCACCAGCUGGACAUUCUUUCUGCCACACACUGUUAUCAGCUUCACCCAGCUUCUACCUAGUACCUUGGAGCGGCCAUUAUCAGCAAGAGAAUUGUGGAACUAUGGGUACUAGUCUUCUAGGAGACUCUGAAAACGAUUUUUCAAAUACUUGAGACAUCUUCCGUGUCUUCUAACAGUUGUCUCUGAAGAGUGUUUUAUAACUUUAUAAUAAAACUAUGACGUUUAUAAUAAAUCUGAUGUACGGUAGAUGCUCUGUAACUAAACACUAAAGAUACACAUAACUAAUUAAACUCCUUC
Molecule: messenger RNA, 580 nt
Organism: Schistocerca gregaria
Lineage: Eukaryota; Metazoa; Arthropoda; Insecta; Orthoptera; Acrididae
Exons: 3
Coding region: 42-395 (117 amino acids)
Source: RefSeq, a predicted model, not a curated record